Messenger RNA from Sipha flava (yellow sugarcane aphid), 1481 nucleotides. RefSeq names its product zinc finger MYM-type protein 1-like. NCBI's taxonomy places the organism in Eukaryota, Metazoa, Arthropoda, Insecta, Hemiptera, Aphididae. The transcript has a single exon. Gene Ontology annotation, molecular function: protein dimerization activity. The record is from RefSeq and is a predicted model, not a curated record. Bases 5 to 1333 code for a protein of 442 amino acids.
AUUAAUGAGAUUGGAUUUAAAUAUUAUGAAAUGUCGCGGUCAAGGAUAUGACGGAGCAGCAGUGAUGAGUGGUUCAAUAACAGGCGUUCAAAAACAAAUUUGUGAUAUUGUACUUAACGCUAUAUUUGUUCAUUGCUGUUCUCACAAUAUAAAUUUGGUUUUAUGUGAUGCUGCUAAAAGUACUAGAAAAAUACAAUCAUUUUUUGAUACUGUGCAAGACAUCUACAAUUUUUUUAGCUCAAGUUCGCCAAGAUGGGCUCAGCUAGCCUUUGGUGAAGAGUACGGGAAUAAAAUAAAUAAAAUAACUUUAAAAAAAGUGUGUCCUACUCGAUGGGAAGCAAGACACAAUGCUUUAUUUUCAUUAAAACACAGAUUUGUUGAUGUUUUGAAAUCUCUUUCUAAUAUCCAGCUUUCAAGUUCCAAAAAAGAUGAAAUAAAUAUGGCUACAACUUUAAAAAAAAAAAUGGAAAAUGCUGAAUUUAUAAUUAUUCUAUGUAUAUGGGAACCUAUUUUAAAAUCCUUACAAGUGGUAUCAAAGAGUAUGCAAUCAGUUAAUUUAAGCUUACAAAAAGCAUCAACACAAUUAGAAAGUGCUAUUUUAAUUAUAGAAAAGUUGCGGGAUCAAUAUGACCAAAUAAUAAAAGAUUCAAGGGAAUUAUGUAUGAAGUGGAAUAUACCCUUCAAGUUAAGUGAAACUCGUCAAAGAUAUGCAAAAAAGUAUUUUGAUGAAGUAGACAGUGAUCGCCGGCUUACUACAACUGAUGAUAAUUUUAGAGUUACUAUAUUUUACCCAGUUGUAGACACAACACUAUUACAAUUAAGAGUUAGAUUUAAAGGAAUGAAAACUGUGUGUAAUGAUUUUAUUAUAUUAAUGCCUGAAAUAUUAACAUCAAUGUCUGACGAAUUGAUUGUUAAGUCAUCAUAUGACUUUAUUAACAAAUAUAAAGAAGAUAUCAGUUCUGAUUUCACUCGUCAACUUAUUAUAAUUAAAGGCUAUUUAUCUUCCAAAUUUCAAACCAACUAUUUAAAAAAUAUGACAAUUCACGAUUUAGCUGAUACUAUUGUUAAGGAAGAGCUGACAUCAAUAUUUCCUGAUGUAUUUAUCGGUAUUAUAAUUUUUUUGACUAUACCAGUGACAUCUGCUUCAGCUGAGAGAUCCUUUUCAAAGCUUAAACUUAUCAAAAAUUACUUACGGAACUCCAUCGGGCAAGAGAGACUUUCAAGUAUAGCUUUGCUUAAUAUUGAAAGACAACAAACAAAUGAUAUUAACAUAGAAAAUAUAAUUGACAAUUUUGCCAACAAAAAGGCAAGAAAAAUGAAUUUUUUAAAGUGAGUGAUGUUUUUUUUUCAAUUUUUUAAUUGACUGUUAAUGUUAAUGUUUACUGUGUUCAAUUUAUAUGUUACCUACAAUGUUGAUAAUUAUUUAUAUUUAAUAUGAAUUAAAAAAGGUUACAAAUUAUUACAUUUAUUUAUUUGUAAAU